Sabethes cyaneus is the source of this 3395-nucleotide messenger RNA. RefSeq names its product protein Star (gene S). Bases 772 to 2403 code for a protein of 543 amino acids. The record is from RefSeq and is a predicted model, not a curated record. NCBI's taxonomy places the organism in Eukaryota, Metazoa, Arthropoda, Insecta, Diptera, Culicidae. The transcript is spliced from 5 exons.
GUUAAGACGCGCGCAUUUUGUCGUUCCUUUCGACCGUUCGAAGGUCCCUUCUUCGAUUAGCAUAUGAACUGUGUGAGAUACUAUUAGCUGUUGUGUUGUAGGACAAUUUCAAUCGUGUCGUUUUCCCGUUUAGAAUCUACAGCAUUCCCUAAUGGGAACAAUUACGUUCGUGUUGAUUUGCAUGAUUGGAUAUCGUUUAUCAAGUGUGUUUACUCCAAAAUUGUUUUGGGUCAACGAAAAGUGAAACAGUUUCGAUUGAAAGUUUAAUAGUGUGGCAAGUGAUCGAAAACUGCUAAUAGCUUUGCUUAUCGACGGUUGCAAAUAGAAGUUCGUAGUGAGCGCCGUAACGUUAUAUAACGUGACGUCGGCGGUUCGGUGGGACUGAAACUGUGUACUGCGGUACUGGUAACACCAGAUCCAUACCUAUUUCAUCAUUAGCACUAACGAACUGAUUCAUUCAUUUAAAAGUUGAAACGUACCUACGCAGUGGUGGCUACUGUAUAGAUAGCAUGCAUAAGAUCGCACGAACCAACGGCGUAGAUCGUUAAAAAGUACCAGUGGGCAGUAGAAGUGAAGGGGUGAUAUCUGGCAACUGGCGCAUGGCCAGUGUUUGCAGCUUGUAGCAGCGAGAGUGAUAUUGGCGGUGGUUUAUUUGUUUACCUCCAAACACCAACAGUAGCCGCCACAAAGUGCUCCGGGCUGCCUUACCUCAUCUCGGUAGAUUUAAUUGCUUUUUGGAGAGGAAACAGCUGUCCCGAAACCGCAGCCAGGAUGACGAUAUUCAGUUUUUAUGGAAUGAGGACAAAGGUCCCAAAGCAGAAGGAUAAAAUGACACCAGACCAGCAGCAGAACCUGGAGGACACACACAGCAACCAACACCAGCAGCCGAUUCCGAACAUUGCUGGAACGAUCAUCGAUGCCAGUCACAAGCAGCUCGCGCAAUAUCUGCCCAAUCACCAGCAGCAGCAUUAUCAAUUGCAUCAUCAGCACGCACAUCUACCUCAGCUGCAUCCGUUUUCGUCGUCGGUAAGCGGAGGUAGCACUGGAUUGCUCACCAGCACUGGCGGUGGUUCGACACCGUCCACCCUGACCGGCGGAACUAAACUGCCUGCCAAAAUUUCACCCCUUGGACCGUCCCCCUUUCGGCAGCUGCUUCCGGUGGCACUAUGCAUCAUUUCGUUCGCCACGGUGCUCAGCAUACUGGUCAUCUACAUGGACACAACAGAAAUCCGGCAUCAACAGUUUCGUUUGAACAUGUCCCGUGACUAUGAUUUAAUGGGCGUUCCCCAGGAUAACCCAGCGUUGGUGAAAUACGUCCGUGAUAUCCACAUGAAAAAGUACCCGAUGACGUUCAUGCGAAAUGCUAACGCUCCAGUGGACCAUUUAAACUUCACAAACCGCCACGAACUGACACCGGAAAUGGCUCGCUUUGUAUCGGAUUUGCUGGGCAAAAAGCGAUUCGGAACGUUCUUCCAGUCGCUUACCGGUAUCAGUGAUUCGAUGAUGACGGCUCCCUGGCUGGCGGAAACCAUGAACUGGGGCGGAUAUCUUGUCGAACCGGACCCAAGGAAAUAUUUUUCUCUGCGAAAGCAAAACGCUUUCCGCCCCAAUGUUCAGGUUAUUCACGCUUGCCUAUCGCCAAACACCUACCCGAAAGAGGUCACGCUUCACCACGAUGACGACAGCGAAGUACGAAUUAACAGCGUGUUGGACGAGGAGACAGAGUGGUUCCACCCACGUGUCAAGUGUUUUCCGGUGUACACGCUUAUGUUGGCUGUCAACAGGACUUCAAUCGAUUUGCUCAGCCUUGGCUGCCAGGGACAAGAACUGCAGAUCCUUCAAACAAUACCAUUCGAUCGUGUCCAUGUCAAGGUAAUAUCCAUCCACCUGGUACAUUACUACGAAGAGGAUGAACUAAUCAUAGACGUGGAAGAGUACGUCCAGAACAUCACACGCUUCCUGCUGAGCAAGUCGUACAAAAUGGUUCGAAGCUACGAUCGGAACUUUAUAUAUCAGUACGUUAACGCCAACAGCGGCCUCGGUCUGGGUGGCAGUCUCAGUCGUGUCAAUAGCGUAAUUGGACCGACAGACGCAAUCAGUUCUGCUGCGCACGAAGGUAGCGGAAGCACCAUGAACUCGAACAAUCUCAAACCAACCAAUAACAAAAUUAGCACCAGUGAGAAAGGCGAAGCUAUGCGAAAGAAUGUCGGAACUACUGCCGCCCCAACCCAGCAACCUAUCAGCAGUAUUUCGACUGUAAAAUCCGUCGCAGCUUCCGAGCUAGUGUCGGAUGCCAUCGGCAAAGAUCGGGCAGCAAUUGUGGCAGAAGAUUUCGACAUAACAAACUUGAAAGAACAUAGCACCAGUUCAACCAGUUCACCGCCGAUGGUUACCUCUUUGUAAUCUCCAGUAGACAGUAGCAAAACAAGUCCUGCGACACUUUUUUUACAAUGAAACUAAAGCUACCAACUCAUCAUUCCAGUAAAUUUAUGUUUUCAUCAUUUGCUUUCUUUAAACAUUAGCUCAGCAGGUGCAUUUGGUAAAUGUAGAUAUCAAAACGAAACAAAUAGGAAGCAUUUAAACAAGCAAAGAAACUGAUACUCUGUAUCCUCACAAUAGUCUGAAUUACAUGAUCAAUUUUUUAUCAUAUUUGUAGUUUUAUCAUAGCUCUCUGCGUCAAUUAUGAAAUGUUAGGCGAUUUGAAAAAAGAAGUUAAGAAACUCUAGUAGAAACGAAGGAAUAUUCAUAUUUAUUAAUCUAUCAUAGAAUUCAGGAGUAUACAUCAGAUUGAUUCUGAUCACGAUUUGAUUUUUUUUAUGAGACACACACUCGAGAAGUUUCAAAAUUGUCAUUUGUCUUGAUUUUGAUAGAACGAUUGCUCAACCAAACAAAAACAAAAUAAAUAACGUAUGGUUUCAUACUGAGUGAGUAAAUGUAUUUUCGUCUUACGGAACAGACAGUAAUGACAAAAAACGUGUCUGUUGUUGGCAGGAUGACAUUUUAGGAUUCUGAUAGAAACGGGCCGGGACCGGAUAGGUCCUGUUCAAAAAUCAUUUGCAUUUGUUUUACUAGAAGUAAAUUUUCUAUACUUACUGAAAUGUGAACAUGAAAGCGCAAAUAGUAUUAUUAUAUUUCUUAUCGAGCAUCAUCGAACAAGUAGAUAUUAAGAUGUAGUGGUUACAAUAGAGAAACAGCAAACUUUACUUAAUAGAAACGCGAAUGAAUUAAAUUCCUGAUAGAUAAUUCGAAUGAAUGUAGUUUUAUACAUUUAUCAAUAAGAAGAAAACGUAUUGUAAUCUGUAAACGAGUAGGCAACCAUGCCCUUUAUACUGAAUAACUACUUAUCAAUUUACUGCUGUUGAAAAUUAAUUUGUAAGAAAUCUAAAGCACGGAUA